CGGACGGCGGACAGUGAACAACAUUGAUGUUAAUUAUAUAAUAACCACACGAUUUUUGAGGAUUUCCUUCAUACAAGGAUCAUGGCGCCCUACUGGAUCUUCAUUACAUUCACAUGGUUCGGCACAGUCAGCCUGCAGUACAUCAACACCGCUGGGGCCGACGGCGAGGCCCUCAUGGACCCGCUAGACUCCACAAUUCACUUCCCACCGCUCCCAUACGUCAAUUACUUCAACUACCCGCGGAAUGAUUUCGAAGUCCCCCAGAGUGACGACAAUAUGGAUCACAACGAUUUCUACCCACAAGACCACGACCCAACUGAAAUACAAAGGAAACGGCGUACUGUUGGCAGCGAGCAAAUAGACGAGCCGAAAGACCAGCAAUGGAAACCAAAUCUAGUCGAUGUAGACAAGACCCUAUACUUGAAUAACGAAGAUAGAGCGAGCCCUUUUAUAUUUCACAGCUAUUCAGGCAAACUUGGCAGGAAUUCUACGGAUUUAAUGAGCUCUAUAGAGAAAAGGAGCUUCAGCCCAUGGGGUGGAAAGAGAGAUGCCAUGGAACACAUGUGGACAUGGAAGAGGUCAUCCGGUAUCCGAGAGCCAAGCAUGCCGAAGCGAGUACGCUUCAGCCCCUGGGGAGGAAAACGAAGUGGACAAAUGAUUUACAAGCCGGGGACGAAAGCCUCAAAGGUUAUUUUCUCCGCAAAUGUACCAGAACUGACUCGAAUUGUAUCAAAUUAUUCACCUAAAGCAGGACGCCUAGAUAUGGCAGGGUUUCAGUACGGGCCAAUUCUGGACAAGCGACAUCCUAUUAAAAUACUUGCUUUGACCACUCAAUUCGACGAGAAAACUGCUAAAGAGGCCUUACCGUUCAACACCUUUAUGGAAAGUUUACCGAAAUCCUUUAAACUUGGUCAUCCAUAUUUAGACGUUAAUCUGAAGAAGGAUGGAAAGAGGAAGGUUAAGUUCAGCGCUUGGGGCGGAAAGAGAUCUCCACCUAUUAUCGGCCCAAUAUGGACUCCAGCGCCUCAGAACAUCAAAGACUCCACUUUAGAUACCAUUGUCCUGAUCCGAAACCAUGAAAACGACGAUUUAUCAAAGGUUUUUUAAAAACUAGCAGUUUAAUAAAUCAAACGACUGGAACUCCCGAACAUGAACACCGAAGCGUUUAUAAUCUUUUAUUAUAAUAAAUAUACGGCUUUGCAUAAUAUUUUUGUGUAAUUACGGUAAUCUAUUAAUACGAAUGUUUAAAGUAUGUUCGGGAGAAAAUUUUGUCUUCAGCAAAAGGCUGGGUUUGCCGAAGACAAGAGAGUACUAAGUCAUAGAGUUAGCAAUCAUGGAAAUUAAAUAUCUAAAUGAUUGUAAAAUGUACUAUAGUCAAUUUGUGAUGCCGUUAUCGAGUCCAAACGCACGUAUAUAUAUC
This is a messenger RNA of Zerene cesonia (dogface butterfly), 1420 nucleotides long. RefSeq lists its product as uncharacterized. Bases 82 to 1107 code for a protein of 341 amino acids. The transcript has 2 exons. The record is from RefSeq and is a predicted model, not a curated record. Lineage: Eukaryota; Metazoa; Arthropoda; Insecta; Lepidoptera; Pieridae.